Molecule: messenger RNA, 8436 nt
Organism: Cataglyphis hispanica
Lineage: Eukaryota; Metazoa; Arthropoda; Insecta; Hymenoptera; Formicidae
Gene: atos
Source: RefSeq, a predicted model, not a curated record
UCAGACGGAGCCAGUUGGUAACAGACCUUCGAGCGGGUUGCACGCGUGCGGAUCGGCGGUCUCGUUCUGUCCCCGUGUUCGGUCGAGCGUUUCUCAUUUCGAUCGCAUUAGCGUUGCAUUGGAGUGAGUUUCUUGUUUCCUGACGAGGAACGGCGAGUGCCAUCGUCAUUGUCAUCAUCUGUACGACGUCGCGCCGACGACGAUCAGCUGCCAUGGGGCUUAUCGACGGGAUUAUUUGACCCAAGAGAACGACUCCAGGCUCGUCGGUGGGAUCGUGAGUUGUCUCGCGUAAGCGCUGCAAAUCGGUAUGCACUGCCUAGGUGCGGUGACGGGAGGUGGCACCUCCAGCCCGAACGGGGCUGGCGGCCGGGGUGGUGUUCUCAGCGUGUUUCGAGCCCUUGGAGUCCUUGUGUGCGAAGGGAGAAUCCAGGGCCCUCCGCGUGGCUACAAAGAGGGCCACUGCGCACCGCCUAUGCAGGCGGUUCCCAACGACCACGUGUGCGACGAGAACAACUAUCUGUGCAAUCGAUACCGAGUACUAGUUCAAGAGAUCGCUGAACGUCUUUUCAUCGGAUCCUAUCUAUGCGUGGAAGUGCUUCUAUGUAGCGACUGUCCGUGCGGUUUGGGAAAGUCCACAUGCAAAUAUCCCGUGCAUCCCGUGCCGUCCUUAUCAAUCUCACCAUGGCAAAAAUGUGCUUCGGAAAUGUUACUGGAGUACUGGUGUAUUUGCGUUGUCCCGAGCAAGAACUCAGAACCAAUGAAUUUCCAAGGAUUAUAUCAAGCAGUACGUUCACGAUUGCACUUUAGCCAAGUCGCGGCAUGGUGGUCGCGCAGCAACGGCGCGGAGCCAAGCUACAUUGCCACCCGGAUCGUGCCGCACAGCGAGGACAAUCUCAGUAGAUUCCGAGAGACGCCGGUGGAGCAUACCUUCCCCUUGGCUGGUAACGGCGACGGAAAUUCCAUCAAGGUAACGGUUUGGGCACUGCCGCGAAUGGAGGAAAUGCCUGUGCUCACGUGCUCGCUACAUCCGAAAAAGGAAAAGGACGAAGAAGACAUCGCAAGGGCGUUAACACCCACAAAAAGUAUCCCUGGAUCCAUCGGUGUGCAAAACCUCGAGAGCCUCGUCUUGCCUGUUCUGGUGGAUGACAGACUGCAGACUACCUGCAAUAAAUCGGGCAAGCAUGACUGUCGCUGUGAGGAAGAGGAUACGUCUCCUUUAUCGCCCACCAUCAGAUCUAACGGCGAACGGAAACGUCGCCGAUCGCUCCCCUGCGGCCCGGCGGAGAGUCCCUGCGUGACCUUGCAAUCCGCGCCCUUACCGUCUGUUCAAGAAUACAUUCUACAAGAGAUAAAAGACAACAUCAACUCGUCCAGCUUAAAUUCGGGAGGCUCUAUCGAGAUGGCAAACAACAAUCGUAGCGUCAUACGGACUCUACAGAACAAAUCGGAGAACAGAGACGAAGUGAGAACUCGUAACAACUUGAAUUCAGAUCAGUUGGAGCGUUGGUUCAAGAUGCAGCUGAAGAUCGAAAAAGAUGAGGGCAAUUUGGAAAAACGUUGCAAGCGCGCGACUGCAGAAGAAGUCCCGGAGAUUGUUAAUUCAAAAAUUAAUGUUAAUCGGAUCGAGGGAAGCUACAAUAAUUCUAUUAAAAAUUUAAACAAUUCUGGAACCGAGCCAGGUGGCUCAUCUGAGGUUUCAUCCACGGUGAAAAGCGGUGGACUAUUAGACAAUCUCGGAAGUACCUUCGCUCCCGUCAGUUGGUCUUUCGUUUCUUCUUGGCAAAACAGUAAUAUGAAUAGCAAAUUUCAAAGUUUUCGCGGCGCGAAGAUCCGCUUCAAUGAUGCCGAGAAGAAUUACAAAUCGCCGAUUUUUGCGGAUGCGUCCAGUCACGCUUCGGCCGGUCCCUACGCUCAGCCCAAUCCUUUCCACGAGUCAAAUCCCGGACCGUCAACGUAUGAAUUGUUGCAGAAACUAGAUAACUCCGCUUGCACUGUACAUCAGAGUUGUUCCAAAAAUGUCAAUAAGAUAGUUGCGGAAGCGCGAGUGUCGACCGGUCAAGACGCGUUAGAGAUCAACAAAGAAGACAAUAUUGCCAAGAAUAAUCAAAGAAAAGCCGGUAAGAGAGGUCAGUUGUGGGCACUAUCGUCUUCCGACGAGAAGGACAAAAGAGAAGAGGGAGGAUUAUUUGAUUGGUUCAGCAAGGUACCUGGAAGAGUUUUAAGUGUUGCGGCUACCAAGGGUUACGUCGAUAGUGGCAAGACAAAAAAUGGAAGUUUAAAACAACCGGAACAUUUAAGUGGACAACAAGAUACCAACCAAGAAAUCAAAUUCAAGAACUGCAAUUUAGAAUUGAGUCAGCGUGAGGUUAAUGAAGUAUUGGCGGUACUUCGAGCGAGAACACCAUCAGGACGUAGAAGAACCACUGUUAAGAAUAUGAGGAAACGCGGAGAGCGACCCAAUGAAAGAGGCUGUGACGAUGGAAUAGAAAAGGUUCCGACAAAGUGCGCAAAUUCCCACGAAGGAAUAGCUCGGAAUAACUCCAUAAAUUACAACGUCGGAACUGUCCGAGUUUGCUCUCUUAAAUCUUGCGAGGAUUGUAACCGCGGAUUAUGUAAAAAGAUAGAUCAUCAAGUACCGGAAGAGCAGUCGAGCCCCUUGGAUCGAGUCUAUUACGACUUGAACGUUUAUCAUUCAACGCGCUCGAAGCUUACUUGUAACAAUACUAAUAGAUUAAACGAGGAUCCGCGAGUGGAAAACGCAGAUCGCUUGCGGAACGUCUCUACUAAAGCAGACGUGCUGCUCGGAGCGAUUCUGCGGACUACCAAGGACUCCCAAAAGGGCCUGUCAGAUAUCUCAACAAACGGGACCAGAUCGAGAUCAACGACUAAUAUCGACAAUGACAGCGACGAUGAUCUUCAUUCUUCGAAUGCCAAUCAGCAGGAUCAUAAGACAACCCCCAUCUUGUCCAACGAUGAGAAAUCAUUGCCAUUAAAUAAGAGAUUUAAUCGAUUGCGACAGUUGUUCAAGAAAGAAAUGGAUAAGAGGAUUGCCAUGAUGGCUCAAGAGAGUCCAUUUUCACCGGAAAGUUCGCCGAGUUACACGCAUCUGUCACAAUCCUUCGAUUCAUCAUUGCGUUACAACAACGAACAGCCGAAUCUGCAUAAUGCGAGAAACAGCCGGGCGAAACGGCGAAUUGAUUUUGUGAACUUUCCAGAGGAGAUUGGUAAGGAAAAAGAGGCUGCAACGAUGGUUCCAAGACUCAGUACAAAAGACGCACAUCAAAACUCACGUAAAACGCAUAGUACAAAUAAUGAAUGUAACAAUUCUGUGGGCUUAAAUAACCAGAAUCAUCACGAUAGACGGUUGCUCGAAGAUACAAAUGAGGUCGAAGAUGGAGAAUGCAAGACCGCAAGGGACAUUGUUGCUGUUCAUCGGAAGAACGAUUCGAUUAGUUCGACCACUCCGCAGACCGAAUAUUCGUCUUCCAAGGUACGAAACAACAAUAACAAGGACGAUAUCGUGGAGACGGGAGAUGACGAGACUGUCGACAAGAGCGUGCCGUCCGUUCUUGAGCAAGAGAGAUUCCGCAAAUCUCUGGAGAAUGCGGCAUCAAUGGUGUUCCAUAGUAGAACUGGUCUGCCGCUGACUUCUAGUCCGGCACCCUUGAGGAGGGGCAGCUGCUGCUUCGAUUAUGACAGCAGCUUGAAUUCCGUCUCCUCGAAAAGAAACGCAUUAUUCGAAUUGAACACACCGCCGAGUCCAGGUGCAGUCUCAUUGGAAGAGACCGAUCGUGAGACAGAGACUGCCGGUGAGGGCGAAGAGACACCUAAAAGACGCUCCAAUUCUCGCCACCGACCGCAGAGUCACGCUCUUUUAGGUAAUUUUGAGGAAUCGGCAUUGAAUGGCAGACUCGAGCCGGUAUCUACGGUUCACGGUUUCACAGCGGAACUUGGGGCCAGUGGUUCCUUUUGCCCGAAACAUCAGAAGCUUCCAGUCACUGUGUUCUUCUAUACGCUUGGUGACAACGACAAAGUCUCCACACCAUAUCUUGCUCAUAUUAAUCUUGAGAAAAAGGGCUAUCAGGUACCAAGAAAUGGCACCAUCCAAGUAACUCUUCUCAAUCCAUUGGGUACAGUUGUUAAGAUGUUCGUAGUAUUGUACGAUCUAUCUGACAUGCCGCCGCGAUCUCAUACUUUUUUACGUCAAAGAACACUACGGGAUAAAACACUGCGCUACCUCGUUCAUCUUAGAUUUAUGUCCAGUAAAUCGGGUCGAAUUUAUCUGCAUACGGACAUCCGUAUGAUCAUUUGUCGUAAGUCCGAUGUAGAUACGGCGUCGGACUUCGGCUCCGAACCACCGAAAGAACUCAGGAGUUACAUCCACGGCCCUACGAAUCCGAAAUUUUCGCCAAGGUGCUGAGCCACGUGGUACUUUCCAUGGGGCUGCUGCCAAUCGUUCCGCCCGCCCAGUCCCCCUCAAGUCGAAGUGUGAUCCGACAAGAUCCAAAUUGGAGAUUGAUUUUUGUUCUUCUAAGUCUUUGCGAUUCAUGAUGCGGAUAAGAUUAUUUUUUUAUUCUAAUAGAAAGAAGUAAUCGGAAAACGUUCUUAUUAUUUAUUAUUUCUAAAUGUUGUUCUGUUAAAAUUAUAAAACAUCGGGAACACUUGUAGGAAUAAGUUAUCAUGUUAGUUAGAGUUGUAACAAUGUUAAGACGAAAAAUGUGUGUACAUAGUUCUUUCAAAUUAUUAUAAAAAAUAUGUUUUAUGAAUUUUUUUAUUACGAAAAAAUUAUAAGGAUGGGGGAGUGGUCACGAAUCGAAAAUACGCGAGGAUAUUACGCAGAAAGAUAUUUAUGCGAACAAUCGCUCAUGUUGGAAGAAUAAUUUAUAUCAUUGUUCGUGAUACAUCUCUUUCUUUUCCUUUUUGGAUAAUUGUAAUAUGUAGUCAAAACAUCGAGUUCUUUUUGCGUUACUUGUCAGAGAGCCAAAUGUUAGAUAUUGUGGAAUUGUUCCGGCAAUUAAGUUUCAACACAAUUGGUUGGAUAAAACUAACUCGAAAAAUUACGAUUGUGCUCGCAGUGUCAUUUUGAUCGAUGGUUUAUGCUUGCUAUAUAGAAUACUGCGUAUAAGCAAAAUAAUAAUUCCGCGUACAGUAUCUUUGUUUUAAAUUUGUUCUUGUGUCAUAGAAAUUAAUGAUAUUACAUUUCAUAAAUUUUGUUAACUAAAUUGAAUAAUCAUCACUUCUGAUUAAACUAUGAUCAUGGAAAUGAUAAUUGGUCGAUUUAAAGCUCGCAAUGUAUUUUGGAUUUUCUUUGUUCUAUGCGUUUAUACGUAAUAAUUAUUCUAUACUGCUAAUCAUCAAUUUAAUUUACGGAGUUUAUCGCAAAAGCUGGACGAUCUCGUUGGGAGGCCAUUUUCUCAACUUAUUGCUGUAAAUAUAGUUAGACGUAGAGAGUAAGUCGAAUAAGAAUUUUUAAGCAGGAUGAUAACUGCCAUUGUGUGUGUAACACUUUAGGUUGAAACGAAAAAAAAAGAAGUGAUAUAAACGCAGAAAAACGUCGACGAAUUCGGUCUCGCGUUCGGAUCGGAUAUAUGAAUACUAGGAAUGAUCAAAACUGAAUGUGAUUGAAUGAUACGUGCAAUGAAAAGUACAAAGUUUCUUGUGCAUUACUUCAUGUUCUUGCAAUGGAUCAUUAUAAUUUCUGAUGAGAAGAGGAAACAACCGAGAAAAAGAUUGAAAAUUCUUUUCCCGGAAAACGAAUGUGAUUUUUGUGAUUUACAUGAUUGUGAUUUGUUCUUUCUUUUUUGUGAUCCGACGAAUGAACGCGAAUGAACGUGAGUAACCGGAACUCGCGAAUUUUUCCCUGGAUUAAAAAAUGGUUAUUUACACAUACAUAUAUGUACAUAUAUAUGUAUAUAUAUAUAUAUAUAUAUAUAUAUAUAUAUAUAUAUAUAUAUAUCAGAACACAAUCUUUGUGUCCGUAGCACUGUGAUGAAUAUUUUGAUAGACUAUAAAAAAAGAGUAAUUGUAAUUACUAUUAUUAUUGUUAUUACAAAAUAACACUAUUUCUGCGUAGUGAAUAUGUCGUAGAUUUAUCGAUUCUACUAAUAAUUCGUGCGAAGAAAUAUAAUAGUGUAAUUUACUAAUUAGCGCCAGAUUCAUACGCUCGUUUUAGAAUCGUUUAAGGCAAAUGAAAAGUGACACUCGCGUUUUCCUUUAUUUUUCUAACGAAGUUCUAUGUGGAUUGCGCGAAGAAAUUGCGCGAACGGUUAGGAGAGUUUACAUUCGAUUGGUGAAUUUUUCACAUAUGCUUUACAUGGAAUAAUCAUGAUUUGCACUUAAUUAUUUUGAAGAUAUGAAGCAUUUAAUCAUGAAAUUAACUGUAUAAAUCAAAAAUUUGAAUAUGAGUAUACAUACAUAUAUAUAUAUAUAUAUAUAUAUAUAUAUAUAUAUAUAUAUAUAUAUAGAUACAUACAUAUAAAUGUAUAUGUUUGUAUACAUCUACAAUAUUGUGUGCAAUUAAAAGUUUUUGUGAUAUCUAACAUUUUAUUUGUACAGUUAAAUACAUCAUACAAUUGUUUCAUACUCGAUAGACAAAAGGAAUACAUGCAUAUGCCAUGUAAAAAUUUUCGUUAUUUAAUGAAUAUUUUAAUGUUACAGCUGUGAUUUCACUCAAAAUUAAUUAUUAGCGAAAAAAUGAGAGAAUAAAGGUUCCUUUACCGUUUGCGCUAUUUUGGAUUACAUAACUUAUGUAAAGGCAGCUUUUAUUAUCCACAGAAAUUAAUUGUAAUAUAUGCAACAGAAUAAUCUUUGAUUCGGCAAUGAGAUAAAGCGUGAAAUUUUUCUGGAAGACUCUUAAGUCUCAAAUUAUAAAAUAACGAGAUGCAUAAAAGAGUUGUUGUACGUAUAUAAUAAAGAGGGACUAUUUUCAAUUGUGAUUUUCUAAUGGAGCAAUUGAAUAAUGUAUAUAAGCAUAUAGUAAUCAAAAACAUAACAUACAUAGUUUUGGUUGUAAAAAAAUAUUUCGAUGCUUUAAUAUUUUCUUUUUUUUAUUUGAUUUUAUAUUUAUUUCGUCAUUAUUUUUAUAAAGAAAUGAAUAUUCUUUACAAACAAUUUUAAUCGCUUAAAAAAAUCGCAUAAGCUUACACUUAUCUUUCUCUUAUAAACGUACUAAAGUCUUUCACAAGGAGAUACAUAUUUUAAAUACAUAUUUUAAAAAAUUGUAUCUUGAUUUUUUUCUUAGGGAGAGAAAAAGAGAGAGACCUUUUAUAUGAUCAAUGUUUAUUUUAUUUUGUUUUUUUUUAUUAUUAUUUUUAUUUUUUUUUUUUUGUUUGUAAAAUGAGUGUUACAAUAUCAUGUAAUUUACAUGCUUUCGUACGUAAGAUCGAUGAUGGGAGGAAAUAGAUUUUGAUUCUAUUCUCAUUUGAAGGAAGAACGAGUGUAAAUAAAUUAUUUUAAUUAUUUCAGAUCGCAAUAUCGCGACAGUUUGCACAGCACAAUCUAAUUAUUUUAUUCCGCGCAUUCUUUUUAUUCUCGAAAAGGAUUAUAUACACAUUAUCUCGAUAAUAGAUCGACGAUAAUGAAAUCCACAUGCCACUUUUUUGCAAUCCGCCAGCUCGAUUCGUUAGACAUGCGUGUCUUUUAGAGAUGUUCUCCGAAAUAUUGUACAGAAUGACAGCGAGAAGGGAUCGCGUUCCUCGCUUUAACGAAAACGAUUGCGAUAAGCGUUGUUAAAUACAUUUUGUCGAUGUUUUCUUUUUUGACAAAUAAAGUAGAGUGUCGAGAUUAAUUGUUGUGGUAAAUCGAUUAAAGUUUACUCGAGGAACAAGUCCUAACACACAGGACUCGUAGGAAAAAUAUUUCAAGCAGCGCGUAUCGUAGAACAUAUAUAUAGCAGAAUGGCAAGGAUAUGUAUAGAUAUAAAUAUAUAUCACUGCCGUAUAAUACACAUAUAUGUACAUAAUUUAUACAGGGUGAUGCAUGAAAAGUAGCCCGGUGCCUUCAUCGUGUCUCUUUCUCUAUAUGUACAGCAAUGAAAGUUUUAUUAAUAGUAAAAAAAAAGCAACAAAUGAUGAAGAGAAAACAUUCUUUAAUAAGAUAAUUUUCCAAAUAAGACACACAUAUUUGUGUGUCUCUUUCAUUAUUAAUAAAACUCUCAUCGACGUUUCGACGCUUUAAGAUCUGCUAAGACCUAUCUACCUUUUCUCGCAUCACCCCGUAAAAUAGACGACCACUUUGCGGCGAUUGUAAUCGAUUUUAGCUGUAUUUUUCUGGCUUGAUCGAGAUCUUGUUAGUCACAAGUUCACAGAGAAGUAAGCAAAUACAUCAAACGAUAUGUGCAUGGAAACCAAUAUUCUAACAUAUACCUUGAAUACCUUUAAUCAAAUGCAAUUACCUUUCGUAGGAUUCCUUUUAAUUGAUACAUGUUUCUUCUUUUGA